Molecule: messenger RNA, 1018 nt
Organism: Alternaria alternata
Lineage: Eukaryota; Fungi; Ascomycota; Dothideomycetes; Pleosporales; Pleosporaceae
Exons: 2
Coding region: 166-951 (261 amino acids)
Source: RefSeq, a predicted model, not a curated record
CAUUGUAUACCAAGCUUCUUCACCUCGUUCACACUCAAGACCAACUUGUUCUGUCUAAUCUUCCACGACUUCAUGCCACUUUUCAACGCGCCAUCUUAAACACUCGGCCGCUUCCCCUCAUAUUCCUAUAUUCUCACUAUCCUAUAUCCGUCCAAAUACCGCAAUAUGUCCACUUCCACGAUUCAUGGCCCAGGCAUACUGUUUGUCCGCUCCCGCAUCUCUCCCUCGGCCAAUGACCUGCUCACCGAACCUGUGUUCCUAGCCUGGUACGACGACGAGCAUAUCCCAGAAGUAGUUUCUACAUCUAGCAUCCAUUCUGCAAUGCGCUACAUCGAUGUUCACAAAUCUUCUCCCAUUGGUGAUUCACAGAAUCCGAAGCCUUUCUUAGCCUGUUACCCCAUGGGGGAUCUGGCUUUCACGUUGGGUGACGAGUUCAAAAAGAUUGGCUUCAGGAGUAGUAAGCUUCCGGGCAGUGGCGUCAUUUAUGAUUUGGCAGAUAUGGAUGUCAGUUACCUGGGUUUUAUGGGUGCAACGAAGAGAACAAGAGAGUUUACAGGUGGUGAACAAAAAUUUAUCAUCACGUUAGGAGUUAGACCAGAGAAGAAGAUAGCAGAAGGAGAAAUCGCCGAAUUCUUUCAAAAGCAAACACGUAUCAUCGAACAAACACCACAGUACAUACGCUCGGUGCGCUUCAAACUUCUCUACGCGAGGACUAAUGCUCAGUCUCGUGCUCUAAAGGGGUUACCGACCACGGAUGAGCCACAUCCUGAGCCUUCCACUUGGCUCGCUAUGCACGAGUUCGCAGAGUUGCCUGGUGAAGAGUUAAUCAAGACGUUGAACGGUAGUGCGAAGAAGGCUGCUGAAGAGGAGGAAUGGGGCGCAACGGAAAUCGAGAUGCUUGUUUGGAGACUGGAUCGUGCGCAUGGAGACGAAAAGUUCUUCGAUGAGUGAGGUCAUGCUUGCUGGACAAUCAUCGUAUACUACGUCUGAUGGCUGUUUCAAAAUCGCCGAAUAACUU